Messenger RNA from Adineta ricciae, 213 nucleotides. The record is from the annotation of a GenBank genome assembly. NCBI's taxonomy places the organism in Eukaryota, Metazoa, Rotifera, Eurotatoria, Adinetida, Adinetidae.
AUGAAAGUUGAAAGUGUUGGAUUGUUCAAUGUACUGGAAAAACAAAGUGAUGCAGCGAAUUUUCUACCUAUGGUUAUUGUUGGGCAAAUACUUGCUCAUGUUUUCCAUGCGUUCCGCAAACAACUCUACCAGUCGAUGAAACAUCUAAAGAACAACGUCGCCGUUGAAUUUGACAUUUCUAUAAACAAUAAAUGUAACGAUCUGGAUUUGUGA